Messenger RNA from Mytilus trossulus (common blue mussel), 768 nucleotides. RefSeq names its product NEDD8. Lineage: Eukaryota; Metazoa; Mollusca; Bivalvia; Mytilida; Mytilidae. Gene Ontology annotation, biological process: modification-dependent protein catabolic process; protein neddylation; regulation of proteolysis. The transcript has 5 exons. Gene Ontology annotation, cellular component: nucleus; cytoplasm. The record is from RefSeq and is a predicted model, not a curated record. Gene Ontology annotation, molecular function: ubiquitin protein ligase binding; protein tag activity. The coding region runs from base 128 to 361 and encodes 77 amino acids.
AUAAUUGAUUCGACCAAUAAAGUCGUGUUUGCUAUUUUCGUCGAUGCUGUGAUAACCAACCGGAAGUGAAGAAAUUCUAUUUGGAGAAAAAAAAGAAAAAAGACGAGUCUAUUUAAUUGUCUUAACCAUGUUAAUCAAAGUAAAGACGCUUACUGGAAAAGAGAUUGAAAUAGACAUAGAACCCACAGACAAGGUGGAAAGAAUAAAAGAAAGAGUAGAAGAAAAAGAGGGAAUUCCCCCACCACAACAGAGAUUGAUCUUUAGUGGUAAACAAAUGAAUGAUGAAAAGACAGCGGCAGAUUAUAAAGUGACUGGAGGAUCAGUAUUACAUCUUGUUCUAGCUUUACGAGGAGGAGUGUAGAAUAUAUCAUGUCAUUGUGUUGUUAUGUCAUCAUGGAACACUAUCAUCUAUUCCACAUCUAGGAUUGUUAUUGUACAUAAAGAGGAAUAUGAUUGACGGAAAAAAAUAUGAUACUUUGGGGGUAAUUAAAGUACAAAAAGUACUUGAAAUAGUGAAAUGUAUUAUUUGGUAUUCGUACUUUCAAGCAUUUUCUUUGCAAUAUUUGAUUUUUUUUUAUGAUAAGUGCUUUCACCACAUAUGAGUUCAGUUUUGAAUAUAGAAAGUGUCAAGUUUGACCUUUUUCCUUUACUGCUAAAUAGUUUUCAAAGAAAUUUAAGAUUAGGGAUAUACAUUUGAAAGAAUGAACUUUCAAUUUCUUUUAUUGUUUAUGUAUUAAUGUACAUUUUUGUAUAAAUAAUUUAAAAUAA